This is a messenger RNA of Trichobilharzia regenti, 613 nucleotides long. The record is from the annotation of a GenBank genome assembly. NCBI's taxonomy places the organism in Eukaryota, Metazoa, Platyhelminthes, Trematoda, Strigeidida, Schistosomatidae.
AUGGCUGGCAAUGCGCUAAAGCGGCUUAUGGCUGAGUACAAACAGUUGACAAUCAAUCCACCAGAGGGUAUUGUAGCUGGACCAGUGGAUGAAAGAAAUUUCUUUGAAUGGGAAGCGUUAAUUGCUGGACCAGAAGGUACACCAUUCGAAGGUGGUGUCUUUGCCGUACGUUUAAACUUCCCAUCAGAUUAUCCAUUAUCUCCGCCAAAAAUGCAAUUCCUAACUGAAGUUUUUCAUCCGAAUAUUUAUCCAGAUGGACGUGUAUGCAUUUCUAUACUCCACGCUCCUGGUGACGAUCCAAUGGGUUAUGAAAGUUCAGUUGAACGUUGGAGUCCAGUUCAAUCUGUUGAAAAGAUUCUUUUAUCUGUUGUCAGUAUGCUUGCAGGUUUCUUGAGAACUAUUCUAUACUGUUCGGUCAGGAUCUUCUGCUUCUCCAAUGGCGAUAUGUGGUAUUGGUUAGUAAUAUCAAGGACAGCAAAUUGACUACGAUUUACCGAGGCGAUCGCAAUCGUUUUAUUUAAACCAGACUUAUGCAUACAGAAAGAGAGUGUGAUUAACCUCUCACUCCAUUGGUAAAUGAAUUUUGAUUUCGAUUUUGAUUACAUUAAUAAGU